AUGUUUAACGGAAUGAUGGAUCCGGAGUUAAUGAGAAUGGCUCAGGAGCAGAUGAGUCGCAUGUCACCAGCUGAUCUAGCUAGGAUUCAACAACAGAUGAUGUCCAAUCCGGAUCUAAUGAAAAUGGCUACUGAAAGCAUGAAAAGCUUGAGGCCUGAAGAUUUGAAGCAAGCUGCAGAACAGUUUAAGCAUACCCGUCCAGAGGAGAUGGCGGAGAUUAGUGAGAAGAUGGCCAAAGCAUCACCUGAUGAUAUAGCUUCCAUGCGUGCGCGGAUGGAUGCUCAGGUUUCUUAUGAGAUAAAUGCAGCCGAGAUGCUGAAGAAACAGGGGAAUGAUCUUCACAGUCAGGCCAGGUACAAAGAGGCCCUGCAGAAAUAUUUGCAUGCUAAGAAAAACCUGAAAGAUGUUCCUAUCUCAAAAGGCAGGAGUCUCCUGUUGGCUUGCUCUCUUAAUAUGAUGUCAUGUUACUUGAAAACCAGGCAGUAUGAUGAGUGUAUCAGGGAAGGCACAGAGGUUUUAGGAUAUGAAGCAACAAAUGUCAAAGCCCUUUACCGAAGAGGUCAAGCAUAUAAAGAAUUGAGGCAAUUCGAAGAUGCAGUGUCUGACUUGAGUAAAGCUCACGAAGUUUCUCCUGAAGACGAAACUAUUGCAGAUGUCUUAAGGGAGGCGAAGGAAAGAUUGAGCGAACAAGGCAAUGAGCGUCCUUCGAGAAAAGAAACUGUUUCUUGCAACAACCGUGAAAGUUCACCAUCAGAAAUUUCUGGACCACCACAAGAAACCAGUCGAUGCUCUACGAGUCCAACUGAGAACCUUAGGGAGCCUCUAUCUACGAAUCCUGGGUAUUUGGAGGCACUAAAAGACGAUCCCGAAUCUAUCAGAUCCUUCCAAAACUUUAUUUCUCGAACUGAUCCUGAAACCUUGUCUGCCAUUAAUGGUGGAAGAGUUGAUGGCAUGUCUCCUGAUAUGGUAAAGACUGCUUCGAAUAUUAUUGGCAAGAUGUCCCCUGAAGAACUUCAAAAAAUGUUUCAGAUGGCUUCCUCCUUCCAAGGGAAAAAUCCAAUGUCCAGCUUUAGCCCUGGAUCGGUUCCAACGGACAUGUCACCUGACAUGCUUAAGACCGCGAGUGAAAUGAUGGGUAAGAUGCCACCAGAAGAACUUCAAAAGAUGUUUGAAAUGGCCUCCUCUUUGAAGGGUAAAGAGGUGGGAUCAUCAACAGCAUCUUUACAUUCUAGUUCUGGCUCAGUUCCACCCGAUGUGACGCCUGACAUGCUUAAGAUGGCAACUGAUAUGAUGGAUAAGAUGUCAGCAGAGGAACGUCAAAAAAUGUUUGAAAUUGCAUCAUCUUUGAGAGGGACAGAUACGGCAUCGACAUCAGCUUUUCAUCCUAAUGGAUUCAUGUCAGAUGAUGAUUCUAAAGCUAAAGAAGAUUUCAGAGCAAAUGGUGAUCAUGUUGGUGAAAGUAGUUUUUCGAGUUUGCAUUCAACGAGUGCGCCUCUAUCAAGCUUGUCAAGUUCGAGUACUAACCUGCAGGAACAAAUGAGAAACCAAAUGAAAGAUCCAGCUAUGCGACAGAUGUUCACGUCCAUGGUUAAAAAUAUGAGCCCAGAAAUGAUGGCAAACAUGAGCGAACAAUUUGGUUUCAAACUUUCGCAGGAGGAUGCAGAAAAAGCUCAACAAGCAAUGUCAUCUUUGUCACCUGAUGCCUUGGAUACAAUGAUGAAAUGGGCAGAUAGAAUUCAACGUGGCGUAGAAGGUGCUCGGAAGACAAAAAAUUGGCUUCUGGGAAGAUCCGGGAUGGUUUUGGCAGUAGUUAUGCUCCUUUUGGCAUUCAUCCUUCACUGGUUUGGAUUCAUUGGUAAGUAG
Fraxinus pennsylvanica is the source of this 1863-nucleotide messenger RNA. The record is from the annotation of a GenBank genome assembly. NCBI's taxonomy places the organism in Eukaryota, Viridiplantae, Streptophyta, Magnoliopsida, Lamiales, Oleaceae.